Messenger RNA from Schistosoma guineensis, 984 nucleotides. NCBI's taxonomy places the organism in Eukaryota, Metazoa, Platyhelminthes, Trematoda, Strigeidida, Schistosomatidae. The record is from the annotation of a GenBank genome assembly.
AUGUCAUUAGAACUAUGGCUUUUAUCUCUGAUAUCCAUCAUAACAACCUUAGUCAUAGUAACAUUCAUACUCCUGAUUGUAAUGUACCUUACCACAGAUCCAUAUCCGAACCUAUCCAGAAGCAGUACAGAAGAAUGUUUUUAUGAUCCGGAUAAAUCUGAAUAUAUUAAGUUAAAAUUUGGGCUUACUGAAAGACCAGAAAAAGAAUUAUCGGUAAUAAUUCCAGCUUACAACGAAGUUGAACGCCUUCCCGCAAUGUUGACUGAAACAUUAGAUUACCUUCAUAAACGAAAAGAUUCAAAUAAAAAGUUCACAUUUGAAAUAAUUAUCGUGAAUGAUGGUAGUAAAGAUCAUACAUUAGAAAUUGCUCACAAAUAUUGCAAACUCGAGGGUUCAGAUACACUUCGUGUAAUAUCUUUAGAUCGAAAUCGUGGAAAAGGUGCUGCAGUCAGAAUAGGAAUGCUUUCUGCACGUGGUCGGAUACUUCUGUUCGUAGAUGCAGAUGGUGCGACUCAAUUUUCCGAUAUUGAAAAACUGGAGGAAGCCUUAGCAUCAUCUGUAGCUAAUAGAUGGAAUGGUGGCAUGGCGGUGAUAUGUGGUUCUAGAGCACAUUUAGAAGAACAGGCACUCGCUAAACGUCAUCCAUUAAGAAAUCUGCUCAUGUAUGGAUUUAAGCUAUUUGUUUGGCUUGUGUGUGUUCGUGGAGUUCGUGAUACACAAUGUGGAUUUAAAUUGUUUAGUCGACCUGCUGCUCGUUUGUUAUUUCAUAAUUUACAUGUUGAUCGCUGGGCUUUUGAUGUAGACUUGUUAUAUUUAGCUCGGCAUUUCGAUAUGAAUAUUGUUGAAAUACCUGUGCAUUGGCAGGAAAUUCCAGGUUCGAAACUGGUCCCAAUUUUCUCAUGGAUUCAAAUGGCAAAAGAUUUGCUUAUGAUUCGUUUGCGAUAUUCAUUAGGGGCAUGGAAAAUUGACCCAGUUUACACUUGA